AAAAAAGCCUAUGAAAAAGGUACCAGGGGCAUCUCAUGGGGCCCCCUACUGACCCCGGGCCCUUGGGCAGUGCCCGAGUUUCCAAAUGGUCAGUCCGUCCCGUUAGGGUAUCAUAAUGUCAGAUUAGGGCAGCAUAGUAUCAGAUUAGUGCAGCAUAGUAUCAUAUUAGGGCAGCACAGUGUCAGAUUAGGCAGUAUAGUGGCAUGUCAGAAUGCCCGCUGCAGUCCUGCUAUAACUCGCUGAUUGCCGCCAGUACUAGUAAAAAAAAAAAAAAAAAAAAAAAAUUCCAGUAUAUAUA
Messenger RNA from Staurois parvus, 298 nucleotides. The record is from the annotation of a GenBank genome assembly. Lineage: Eukaryota; Metazoa; Chordata; Amphibia; Anura; Ranidae.